AUGUCCACCAUCACCCGUACCCUCCGCAAUCUUUGGCGGAUCGGUCUCCGCGACUAUGGUCACCAGAUGCAGUAUAUCGGUGAUACAAAAGCUGGUACCUUGGUUGGAAUGGAUAGAUAUGGCAACAAAUACUACGAGAACUUGACGGAAGAGCUUCCUCUGCGGACGCGAUGGGUCGACUACAAGGACAGGGAGCUCGAUGCAAGCCAGAUCGACCCAGGUUGGCAUGCCUGGAUGAGCUACUUGGUCGACAAGCCGCCCGUCGAAGACAAGAUCAUGCAGUUUGGACUGCGGCCGUGGGAGAGCAAAGAGCCUAAGAUCAAUUUGACCCAGAGCAGAGGAGCUUAUCGCCCAUAUUCUACGACCAAACCAAAGUACAGCGCAUGGGAUCCCGUCGCAAAACCCAGGGAUGGUUCGACCCCGUUCGCAGGUCGAGACAUUCGAGAGUGA
Molecule: messenger RNA, 450 nt
Organism: Fonsecaea multimorphosa CBS 102226
Lineage: Eukaryota; Fungi; Ascomycota; Eurotiomycetes; Chaetothyriales; Herpotrichiellaceae
Exons: 4
Coding region: 1-450 (149 amino acids)
Biological process (GO): mitochondrial respiratory chain complex I assembly; response to oxidative stress
Cellular component (GO): membrane
Source: RefSeq, a predicted model, not a curated record